AUGGCAAAUAAAUAUUUUCAGACAUCAAGUCGCUACAAUGAGACUGUUGCUGUUGGCGAAAGAAAUCAUCAGCGACAUGCAACACCGAUUGAGUGUGUGAACUUUAGUCCGAAACUCUACAGAAAAAAUGAACCACCGGAACUUCAAGACAGUUUUAAGAAUCGAGAAAAGGUUGAAAAUGAUCAGAAUGAUCUCACGAAAGUGCCAAACAAGAAUGAUUUAUUUUCGGCCGACAUCGACUUUAUGAAUAAUUAUCUUAAAAGCCUUCCCGACUAUAGCAAUAUAAAUCAGAAACCUUUCAAUCCUUCGACAGUAAGAUUACGGGAACAUCCAACGCCGAAACCAUUCUACAUACCAGCUGCAAAUGAGCACAGUUCGAAGAGUUCUCACAAAAGUUCAAUUCCGCAAAGUCCAAAAAGCCAAAGAAAGCAAAUUAAUCCGCUGUCAAAGUCUAACUCGAUUCAUACAUUCAGCAAGCGAAAUAUCGGUCAAAGCAUUGAAAAGGAAGCGACGACGUGUGUUGAUGAACAAAAGAAUAAAAUUAGUCGAAGCACGUCGAGCACGACGAUACCUGUGAAAGAGACAAGUGACUUGAUGGGGUUUAUGAAGAAGCCUUCAUCAUUAAUGAAUAUUUUCAAGAAACUUGGAUCACAAAAUCCGCCCAACACGCAACCAAAGCCAGCCAACAACACAAAUAAUAGCAAUUCGAGAAAAAAUGUUCAUGAUUUUAAUAAAACACCACCGGGGAGUAGAACGAAAAAUUUGGGAGAUUUUUGGAAUGAAAAUUUGCAACAACAAAGUUCAUCUAACAAUAAAUUUGGUUGGAAUUAUCAAAAGAUUAUGCCGCAGUUUACCCAAAAACAGCAAUCGAUUGAGAAGUUAAAACAAGGCCCACCAACAAGUCCACUUUUUAGGAAGAAAUUUGAACCAAACGAGCCAAAACCAGCGCUUUCAAAUCUUACUAAAAUUAUUGCAAAUGAAACAAAACCACAAAUAACGCAAGUUCAGCAACAGCAGCAGCAGCAACAGCAAAACCAUCAAAUAUCUCAACCACCACAACCAGUUCAUUCUCCUCCAAUGCAGAUUCAUGAACAGCCACCACAAUUUAUUCAACAAUCACAGCAACCUCCACAGUUGCAUCAUCAACAUCAUCAGCGUCAUCAUCAUCAUCACCAUCAUGUACAUUCACAACCUUUCCCUAAAAAUCAGUCGAUUAACUUUUAUACGAAACAAAUGACUGACAGCCCAAAGCUACAAAGAAGUGCAAGGGCGAUGAAUGAUUUAGAUCACGAACAGCAGCUACUCAAAUCGUCUUCCAAUAGUCACAUUUACAUGAAUCAAGACGAUCCAAACUACUUUAAAAACUUACAUAAAAUCACGAAAUCUUUGGAUAAUGCGACAAAAGCGUCUUACAAGCGUAGCAUUUCAAACACGAACGUUCCAAGCUAUUUAUCUUCAAGUCCGCAACAAGGCCACAUGUUUUUUACUCCACCAAAUCAAACACCAUUGAUGAUGAUGCAUCCGUCAUCUGCUCCAAUAAGUUUUUAUCCGCCGAUCAUUUACAAACCGCCACAAGACUUUCACCAAAGAUCCGGAUCGAAAACUAAUAUUCCGCUCUGUUUUAAGCACCCGCUUAACAGAAGUUCCUCCAACACUUCGAUGAUGACGAGCUAUAACGGUACAACGAUAGGAUUUUACAGCGUACAUGACCCUUUGCUGUGGCAAAAUACGCCAUCGCUUCAUCACAUUAACAAAAGCUCUUCGAGUUCAUGCAUUUAUGCAAAAACAUUAAGUCAACCAACGCACUUGUCGAAGAACAAUGAUAUCUUCUCGAAGUACAAGCCAAUUGUGUCUGAUGACGAAGUUUCUGAGUCAGAUGAUGAAGACACAAGCAAACAUAGCAACCCUUCGAAAAGUUCAUUCACAUCAGUUAACAACAAUAAGAAAGUUCCUGCACCAGCUCCGUUCAGAAAAGCCUCGAUUAAUAAUUAUCCGCCAUUUACGAAGAACAAUUCCAUUCAGAUUCCAAUAAAUGGACAAUUACCGUCAGCUUUUAAAAGCAGUAGCAAUAGCAAUAUCAAUAGUAAUACUAAUGCUAUCGAUAUACCGACGCCCAAAGUUCACAUGGAGGCGAAUAUUGAACAAAAUUCCAACGAAAUUUAUUGCUCAAAUGGAAAAAAUUCUCGAACCUCUUCGAUCACAAUUAACUCGAAUGCAAGUAAACCUUUGCAAAUGACAUCAUCCGCUUCAACCAUAAAAAAUUCCUGUAAUCAAAACAGCAACAUUUUUUACAAUUUCAUGAACCCGAUGGCCGCGACACAAACUCCAAGCACAAAUCAAAUGCAUUUGCAGCAGCAGCAACAGCAGCAGUCAAACGAUAGUGUAGGCUGUUAUACUCCCUUUAUUUAUACGAAAUAUUUAUCAGACAGAAAAUAUUUCGAUGUGGCUAUGAGCGAUGGCAUGAGUGUUUGUGGUGUUGUGAAACCAGAACAAAGGCGUACAUCAAAAAUACCAACAUUAUCAGAGCAACACAAAGCAGCGGUGAAACCAGUGGAACCAAAACAUGCGACGAAAUUAUGCGAAGUGAAAGACGAUGAGAAGAAGACAAACAUUGAAUUCUUUCCUGCUGUUGCUGUUGUUGGAAAUAAUUCGAGCACAAAAGCACCUAAUGAAAGUAUUGUUGCUGAUUCGAAAGAGAUUUUAAGUGCUUUCGAUCCUUAUUUCAUUGAAGAAUCUAUUUUACAACCCUCAACAAGUAAUAAACUUCAUCAACUUUUGACAACAGUGGCAAAUGAAUGGAACAGUUGCGAUCAAGUCACACCAACAACCCCAUCACUAAUGAUGAAUAAUUGCAAAGCGUAUCAAGGUGAUCGUUACGGAUCGAGUCAGUACGAGGUAGUGGAAAAAAAGAUUUUCAUUGCUUCUUCGCUUUUAUGGACUCACAAAAAAAAACAAAUUAAAAUUGCUUGA
This is a messenger RNA of Clunio marinus, 2970 nucleotides long. The record is from the annotation of a GenBank genome assembly. Lineage: Eukaryota; Metazoa; Arthropoda; Insecta; Diptera; Chironomidae.